This is a messenger RNA of Aplysia californica (California sea hare), 12948 nucleotides long. RefSeq names its product low-density lipoprotein receptor-related protein 2. Gene Ontology annotation, molecular function: protein binding; calcium ion binding. Lineage: Eukaryota; Metazoa; Mollusca; Gastropoda; Aplysiida; Aplysiidae. The record is from RefSeq and is a predicted model, not a curated record.
CUGUACGGCUAGUUGUGUCAAGCGCCACCAAGAUCAUGAGUAUGUCACGUGACGGCAGUGACAUCAAAGACAUCAAGUUGGUGGACGCGGUAGAUGUGGAAGUUGAUGUGGCCUCGCAGACUGUCUACUAUAUCAACAACACAGAUAAUCAGGUGUACAGUUGUCCUGUGGCAGGCGGCCCCUCCUCUCUGAUCCCAAUACAUGGCCUGGCCAUCCCGGUGGAUCUUGCCUUGGACUGGGUAGGGCGUGCCCUCUACGUGGUUGACCGCGACACCGCGAGAAUCGAACUCUUCUCUCUCACACGACGCCUGCAACAGAACAUUGUUUCCGACAACCUACAAGCCCCGAGUGCUAUUGCUGUGGACCCAAAUGUUGGCUACCUGUUUUUCGCUGACCGCGGCCACAAGGGACCCUAUCUGAAGCCUCGUAUCGAGCGUGUGUUUAUGGACGGCAGUCACCGCUGGAACAUGGGACUCACCAAGAUCCUGCAACCUCAGGCCAUUGCCCUGGACACGGUCAACCAGAGAAUCUUCUGGGUGGACUCACAUCUUGACCACCUAGACACUGUGGACUACAACGGCCAGAACAGGAGAACGAUCGUGUCCGGCGGUCUACGUAUCCCAGCCCCCGUCUCUGUGACGGUCUUUGAGAACCAGCUGUUCUUUGCCGACAUCACCAAACUGGGCGUCCUGCGGGUGAACAAGACGGACAGCGCCUUCGCUCCCCGCACCCUGAAGCAGGUCCUUCGUAUGGACGUGGGCGUGCCCGCGGCUGUUGUCGCAGUGCAUGACUCACUACAGACUCUCAGGUCCAGGGGCGGUAACCCUUGCACGCAGAAUCCGUGCGCCCACAUUUGCGCCCUGUCCCACACCACAGACAACAACGGACUGGGGUACCGGUGUCUGUGCCGUGCCGGCUACACCCUCAACCACGACAUGGCCAACUGCACUAAAAUUGAGAAGUUCAUCCUUUUCGCCUCACCUCGCUGUGUGCGAGGUAUUGCCCUAGACGAGCCAGGCGAUUACCCUAUCGACGCCAUCCCACCAAUCGUUGGCCAGCGCUGGGGUCGCUUAGGGGUCAACUACGUGGCCCUGGACUUCGAUGCCGAGAACGAGACUGUCUUCUUCUCGGACGUCAGAAACCGGGUCAUCUACAGAGGAAAGAUCGGGGAAUCUGAUCCCCAACCACACCUGGUAACAGACAUCGGUUCUGUGGAAGGUAUCACCUACGACUGGGUGGCAAAGAACCUGUUCUUCACAGACUUUAGGCGGAGUACACUGUCUGUGGUCCGUGUCAACCAUCCGAACGAAAGGAGGGACCUCAUCAAGAACCUUGGGAAUGCUAGGUCGAUCGUCGUGCACCCUCUGAAAGGAUUUCUGUUUUACUCGGAUUGGUUGAGAAAUUCCCGCCAGAGCGCCUACAUCGCCCGUUGUUUCACAGACGGCACCAAUAUUACCCACAUCCGACAGAACCAGCUGGGCUGGCCUAACGGACUCACCAUCGACUUCCAAAGUGAAAGACUUUACUGGGCAGACGCAUAUUUUGACAGGCCAGAACCCUUGUCAACUCCGAAACGGCGACUGCUCCAACUUCUGCUUUGUGGUCCCCGUGAUGGACGGCCUGAGCCAGGUGGGUCGCCACUGCGGUUGUCCCUUCGGCAUGAAGCUGGGCCGAGACCAGCGCACGUGUGAGCACAACCCGGACGAGGUGGACAUCAGCACGUGCAGGCCCGGUCUGUUCCGCUGUCAGAACGGCCGGUGUAUCCCCAACUCUUACCGUUGUGACCGGGACAACGACUGUCUCGACAAGUCCGAUGAGCUGGAUUGUCCUGAAGACACCACGUGCCCUGCUAACAGGUUCAAGUGUGGCAACGGCCAGUGCAUCAGUCGUGUGUGGGUGUGCGAUGGCGAUAACGACUGUGGAGAUAUGUCCGACGAGAACGAUUGUCCUUCCAAGACGUGCAACUCUCGAGAGUUCAAGUGCAACAACAGCUUGUGCAUCAGCCAGUCUCUCAAGUGUGACACGGACAACGACUGCGGAGAUGGCUCGGACGAGGGCGAGUUCUGUGGCUCGCACACCUGUCCGAGAAACUACUUCCGCUGCGAUGACCGGCGCUGCAUCCCCCAGAUCCGCGUCUGUGACGGGGGCAACGAUUGUUACGACCGCAGCGACGAGCGAGACUGCCCGCCCCUCAACUGCUCACACUCUCGCUGGACGUGCAAGACUGUGAGGCAGUGCAUCCUGUCCAAACACCACUGCGACGGUGUGGCAGACUGCGAUGACGAGUCGGAUGAAGAAGAUUGCCCCCAGACAAGCCCGGAUGUUUGCCACCGAAACCAGUUUCGCUGCGACGACGGGGGCUGUGUGCCCAACUCGUGGAAGUGUGACGGCCAGCAAGACUGUGAUGAUGGAUCAGACGAGGGGAGCGACUGCCCUCCUCCACCUUUCUCGUGCCCACGCGGGAAAUGGGAGUGUCCAGGUGGAAGCAAAGUAUGCAUCAACACCAGCCUGGUGUGUGACGGGAAGCCAGACUGCCCAGGAGGCCGUGACGAGAGCCCAAUCUGUAAUACUGACAGUUGUCACACCGACAACGGAGGUUGCAGCCACGUGUGCAUCCAGACCCCACGAGGCGCCGAGUGUAAGUGUCCCAGAGGACAACAGCUGAAUGGAACCAAGACCUGCAUAGAUGCCGAUGAGUGCACCCCGCCCGGUAGAUGCAGCCAGACAUGCAUAAACACCAAAGGCGCCUACAAAUGCGAGUGUGUGGAAGGAUACGUCUUGCUCCCAGACAGGCGUACUUGCAAAGUGGUCCGAAACAACACAGCCCUCAGCCUGCUGAUCGCAAGCAGGACAUCUGUGGUCAAGUCUAACCUGGAGGUGUGGCUCUACAAUCCACUACCCCUUCCACCGUUCCGCUCGCUCACGGCCAUCGACAUUGACGUGAGCCAGUCACACGUAUACUUCUCCGACACGAUGCUCAAAAAGAUUUUCCGGACCACCAUCAACGGAACAAAUCUCACAGAGAUUGUCGCUACAGGUAUCGACGUGGUAGAAGACAUAGCCGUGGACUGGGUAGGGAAGAACUUGUACUGGACAGACUACGGUAUGGAGACGAUUGAGGUGGUCAACCUAGCAGGGGAGAACAGGAUGGUGCUGUUUAGCGAGAACAUUACGAACCCACGGGCUAUUGAGGUGGACCCCAGGGACGGGGUUCGCUACCUGUUCUGGUCGGACUGGGGCCAAAACCCUCGCAUUGAGCGCUCAGGUCUGGACGGUACUGGUCGUGUGGUCCUGGUGUCGGAGAAACUCUUCUGGCCCAAUGCUCUGACGAUCGACUACCCCAACAAGAGGCUUUACUUCGCUGACGCUCGCAUGGACUUCAUCGAGUUCUGCAACUACGAUGGAUCCGGGAGACACCAAGUCUUUGCCAACGACCAUUUCCUGCGUCAUCCUCACUCACUAACGAUCUACGAAGACUGGCUGUACUGGACAGAUCGCGCGGCCAGCCGUGUGUCCAUGUGCAACAAGUUCAACUGCUCCGCGCGCUCUGUGGUCGCCUCAAGUAUCUCCAGGCCGUUGGGCAUUGCCGUCUACAACCAGGUCAAACAACCGCCUGGUAGCAACCCGUGUCUUCAAGCCCAGUGUAGUCACCUGUGCCUGCUGUCCCCCAAACCCACCGGCUACAGUUGUGCCUGUCCCAUCGGCAUGCAACUGGACGCCACCUCACACAGCUGUAUCAAAGACUCGGCAGAGAUCCUGCUGUUUAUGCAGUCUCGCUUCAUCGCGGGCAUCAAACUGGGCAGCACUAACGUGACGGGGAUUGUGCCAGUGAGCUCGAUAGGCAGCGGUCAAGACUUUGACUUCGAUAGCAAACAAGGAUACAUCUACUACGUGGAGAAAAUUAAUGGCAGCCUGAAAAGAAUCCAGGUGAACGGGAGGAACACGUCCGAGUUUGUCCCCACCGCGGUCAUCGGUUCCCCCAACGCCAUCGCCAUAGACUGGAUGUCACGGAACUUGUUCUGGGCUAACGCUGCUGCCGGCCUCAUGGAGGUGAUGCGGCUGGACGGACCAGAACACUAUAGGCGGGUCCUGCUCAGCAACAACGGCCGGCGGAGAGACGUGGCCAACCCCCUGUCUCUCUGUGUCGACCCUGCCAGUGGCCUUCUCUACUGGGGAGAUGGCGGAGUGCUUGGAGUGCCGGCCAAAAUCGCUGUCGUGGAGAUGGACGGUUCAAACCCAAGAGUGCUUCUGUCGGCGGGCAUAAGGAGUCCGUCUUACAUGACUCUGGAUUCGUCCUCUCAAAGUCUCUAUUUCACGGAUACUUUCCACAGAAAACUGCAAAGAUUCUACAUCAAGUCGGGCACGGUGUCGCAGGUCGUGUCCUCGGGCUCCCCCCAAGGCGUGGUGUUCCAUGGUAACCGACUCUACUACUAUGACGCCAUCUACGAGACUAUCAACCGCGCCCCCUACCCCAGCAUCCGGACGGCGGCCGUCCUCCGGAGUAACAUCAAGGGAGUGGGCGCCCUGAAGGUGUACUAUGACAGGCACCAGUCUUCUGGCAAGAACGGGUGCUCUGAGAACAACGGUGGGUGUGAACACCUGUGUCUCCCUAAGAUUCUCGGAGGGUUCAGCUGUGCCUGCAGCACCGGCUUCGAGCAGAGAGAGGACGGUUCUUGUGCAGCUCAGAGCUCUUUUGUGGUGGUGUCUAUGUACAACGUGAUCCGAGGGUUCGGUAUGAGCCGAGUGGAUGUGGACGAGGCUAUGGUACCUGUAGCUGGGGCAGGUGAGAUACAGUAUAGUAUGCUUCUAAACUUAAUCAUUCUCUGUGCAGGAAACAUUUACUUCACCAAUGCAUUUGACGUGGAGGUUUUCAUCGAGGUCAUGCGUCUGGAUGGAUCCUACAGGAAAGUCUUACAACGUGAAUCCCAGGGCCAACCGAGGUCAAUAGCGGUGAACCCGAUCAAACGAUAUCUUUACUGGGCUGACAUGGGACAGACGGCCAAAAUCGAAAGGUCUCUCCUGGACGGGUCCAACAGAACAGCCAUUGUGAAGACAGGCAUCAGUCUGCCCCGUGACAUCACCAUAGACUACGCCACACAUGACGUGUACUGGGUGGACGCUAUAGUGGACGCGAUACAGAGCGUGUCUUUCAGUGGCGGUAACAGAAGGUACAUCCAAACCAACACCCCGAACCCGUAUGGUCUGGCAGUGUUCAAGUCCUACGUGUACUGGGUAGACAGGAACCUACAAAGGAUUUUCCGCGCGCUCAAAUCAUCCCAGGGCACUGCACCACAGGCCCUCAAGUCAAACCUGGCUAUGCUGAGUGACAUCACAAUCUUCGAUCAAUCGGUGCAGCCAGCAGAUGAGUCGAAUCCUUGCUCCGCAAACAAUGGCGGCUGUCAACAGCUGUGUUUCGCUCUUCCAAACGUCACGGAACCUCACUGUGGGUGUUCUACAGGGACUUUGGCACAGGACAGACGGUCCUGUCAGGGGCGCAGUAGCUGUUGAUUACGACGCCCACGACCACUACAUCUACUUCAGCCAGGUCAACUCAAAGAAGAUCAGCCGGGUGAGAAAAGGAUCCACUCUAGUGGAAGAUCUCAUGGCGCCCAGCAUGAACGCCACCCCCGGCUACGUCCAUGACGUCACCUCAGUGGAGGGCAUCGCUUUCGACUGGGUGGGCAAGAAGCUGUAUUGGGCUGACCUUUUCCGCAACCGGAUCUACAGCAUCAAUGUGAACCUCACCAACAAAGUGGUGAUCGCCAUGGUGCAAAGUCCCCGGGCCCUGGCACUGGACCCUUGCAAAGGGUACAUCUACUGGUCGGACUGGGGUCGGACCCCAAAGAUAGAGCGGGCCACAAUGGCAGGUAACCAAAGACAAGCCAUCGUCUCCACAGACUUGGGCUGGCCUAACGGACUCACCAUCGACUUUGAGGAGGAGAAAAUCUAUUGGGCUGAUGCACAGAAGGACCGCAUAGAGCGAGCAGGCUUGGAUGGAAACUACCGCGAAGUGAUCGUGGAGACCACUGUCCACCCUUUCUCGCUGACCGUGUUUGGCUUCUACAUCUACUGGACAGACUGGACCCUCAGAGGCAUCUACAGGGCAGAGAAACACACAGGGGCCAACAUGAAGAUGUUGGUUCAAGGACUCUCCACACGGCCCAUGGGCGUCACUGUGUACUCGCAGGAGAAGCAAAAAUGUAGCAACAACCCUUGCGCAGUUUUCAACGGUGGCUGCAGCCACAGCUGUCACCCCGGGCCGGAGGGGACGGUGGAGUGCACCUGUGAUCAGGACAGCGGACUUGAGAUCGGAAAUGGUGGCAAGGCGUGUAUUCCCAGCAACAACACAUGUUCCCCCGAGCAGUUUGUCUGUCGUAACGGCCGCUGUCUGCGGGAACGCUGGGUCUGCGAUCUAGACAAUGACUGUGGAGACGGCUCGGACGAAGAGCCAAAUUUGUGUGCCCUACACACGUGCGACCCGAAGUACUUCAGUUGUCAGAACGGGCGCUGCAUCCCACUCCGUUAUCGCUGUGACUUUGACAACGACUGCAGGGACAACUCGGAUGAAGACGACUGUGAUUACCCCACAUGUGGACCAGAUCAGUUCACUUGUAACAACUUUCGGUGUAUCGAGGCCUCGCAGAGAUGUAACGGCAUUGAUAACUGCAGGGACGGGAAUCGCACGGACGAGCUCAACUGCCCUCCACGAACGUGCCCUCCGAACCAGGUGAAGUGCCCGACCACCAACAUCUGCAUCAUCCGCCGCUACAUGUGUGAUGGGGACAACGACUGCGGCGAUAACAGCGACGAGAAUCCUUUCUACUGUAACAUGGUUUCGUGCGCGCCUGGUGACUUCCAGUGCUCCCAGAGUCACAAGUGUAUCCCGGGCAGCUGGCAGUGUGACGGAGACGACGACUGUGGCUUUGGCGAGGACGAGUCGACCACCACAUGCUCAUCCUUCAACCGGACCUGCCAGACAGACCAGUUCUCGUGCGACAACGGCCGCUGUGUGUCCCAGCGAUGGGUGUGUGACGGGGAAGACGACUGUGGCGACGACUCGGACGAGGCAGACGAGAGAAACUGCAAUGACCGCACGUGCCCCCCAGACACGUUCACGUGUGAGUCGAACAAGCAGCAGGGUACCUACCCGUGCAUCCCGCUGUCCCGUGUGUGUGACGGCAUCAGGAACUGUCGGAACGGCGAGGACGAGACACAGACGUGCCCGCCGCGCACCUGUAUGUCACACCAAUUCCAGUGUGGCAACGGCAUCUGUAUCUCGGCGAGGUUCAAGUGUGACCAUGACAACGACUGUGGAGACAUGUCUGAUGAGCCUGAUGACUGCAUAACUCCAGAGCCAACAUGUCCAGGCAAUCAGUUCCGUUGUGACGACGGUCAGUGCAUCCCAUACGAGAUUGUCUGCAACAAGAGCCCUGACUGCGCUGAUGAGUCAGACGAGCAACACUGCAACAUCAACGAGUGUCAAAGUGUGCGAGUGAACCAGUGCCAGCACACAUGUGUGGACACACUGACCAGUUUCCGGUGUGAGUGCCAUGAUGGGUACAGGCUGAUGAGUGACCGGCGCGCGUGUAGAGAAAUCACCCCAUGGCUUAUCUUCACCAACCGGUACUACCUACGAGAAAUCUCCACCGAGGGAGACAACCACAGGCGCAUCGCCCAGGGAUUUGAGAACAUUGUCUCCCUUGACUUCGACAUCGCCCAGGAUACGAUCUACUUCACGGAUGUGAAGAAACACCGCAUCUACAGCAUCUUCCUCAACGGGACGCGCCAGAAGGUGGUCAGCAAGAACAACGUGCCCAGCGUGGAGGGUCUCUCCGUCGACUGGAUUGCAAGAAAGCUGUACUGGGUAGAUGGUCGGCGGUCAGUGAUCAGCGUGGCCGAGAUGAAUGGCACGAAUCAGCUGACCUUGCUCAAAGAAGGCAUCCGGAGGCCCAGAGCCAUUGCUGUGAAUCCAUUCAAUGGCUUCAUGUACUGGUCAGACUGGGGCAACCCUCCUUACAUUGGACGUAUGGGCAUGAACGGCCAGAACCUCUCCACGUCCUUCAUCACAGACAAGCUAGGCUGGCCCAACGCUCUCACCUUGGACUUUGAGACGAACCGCUUGUGGUGGGCAGACGCCCAUCUCGAUAUUAUUGAGUACGCCGAUCUGGACGGCAGUCACCGCCACAUCGUGUUAGAGGGCGUGCCCCACCCGUUCUCUAUCUCGCUGUUUGAGGACUACAUGUACUGGACCGACUGGAACCAUCUGAGCAUUGAGCGAGCCAAUAAAUACACAGGGGAGAACCAUGAGAUCUUGUGGAACGUCACUCACAGGCCUAUGGACGUGCACGUCUUCCACCCGCUCAAGCAGAAGCCAGGUCCCAGCCCGUGCGGCGAGAACAACGGGGGCUGCUCCCACCUGUGUCUCAUAGCUCCUGGCGGCUCCAUCUACACCUGUGCCUGUCCAGACCACUUCAUCCUGAUGCCGGAUGAUCAGACAUGUCAGGCCAAAUGUUCCAGCAACCAGUACAGAUGUGGCCCUACGGACGAUCGCUGCAUCCCUCGUGUGUGGAAAUGUGAUGGAGAGAAAGACUGCAGGGAUGGUUCUGACGAGCCUCCUGAUUGCCCGGUCAACUACUGCCCACCGGGCCAGUUCCAGUGCAAGAACAAGAACUGCACGUUCAGCUACCAGGUGUGUGACCUGCGUGACGACUGCGGGGAUGGAAGUGACGAGGAGGGUUGUCAGAAGCACAGCUGUGAGCCGUGGCAGCUCCGCUGUGACAACGGCAAGUGCCUGCCCCGCUCCUGGGCCUGUGACGGCGAUGAUGACUGCGGGGACCGCAGUGAUGAGAGGGAGUGUGGCAACGUGACGUGCCCAGCCAAUCAGUUCCAGUGCGACAACGGUAAUUGCAUCCAGGCCAACUGGAAGUGUGACUUUGACAACGACUGUGGAGACAACUCAGAUGAAAAACCGGAGUUUAACUGUGAGCAACGAGAAUGUGAGGUGGGCUGGUGGCGUUGUGAGACCAACUACCGCUGUGUCCCCAAUUGGGCACGAUGUGACGGAGAGGACGACUGUAGGGACAACUCAGAUGAGAAGGAGGAAAACUGCCCAGUCUGUCACUCCACUGGAGACUUCCGGUGCCAGAACCGACGCUGCAUCCCAAAACGAUGGAUGUGUGACUUUGAUGACGAUUGUGGGGAUAAUUCGGAUGAGGAGGUCACAAAAUGUCAGGACAGCUAUCGGAAGUGUUCUGAAUCAGAGUUCCGUUGCGCCAACAACAAGUGUAUCCAAGGACGCUUCAAGUGUGACCAUGACGACGACUGUGGUGACUCCUCUGAUGAGUCACACGCUCUGUGUAGUGAUUACCACAAAUGCACGCCUGAUCAGUUCACGUGUGCCAGCGGUCACUGCACGCACCAGGAGAACAUGUGCGAUGGCCACCGAGAUUGCCUGGACCUGAGUGAUGAGUACAACUGUACUGGCACCUACCAUGGUCACCACCACUGCCCCAGCAGCGUGUUUGAGUGUCAGAACACCAUGUGUGUGCCUCAAAGCUGGCGCUGUGAUGGGGCUGACGACUGCGGGGACGGAAGUGACGAGUCUCCUGCGGUAUGCAAACAAGUGGACUGCACACAGGGUGACCGCUUUCUGUGUGACAACUUUCGGUGCAUCCCUGCAUGGCGUGUGUGUGACGGUGUGAACAAUUGCUGGGACGGCACCGACGAGGAAGGAUGUGACCGAACUGACGAGGAGUGCAGCACCGAUCAGUACAAGUGUUCCAACGGCCAAUGCAUUAACGGGAAGAAAGUGUGCGACAACGCCCCAGACUGUUCGGACCUAUCAGACGAGGCAGGCUGUCACAAAGGCACAGGUGUGAGUUGCGAGGAUGACAACGGAGGUUGUGAGCACAACUGUACACAGCUCAGCCCAGACAGCUUCUACUGCAGUUGUCGUCAGGGGUUCCGUGUUGAUGACCAGAGGAGGACACAGUGUCAAGAUGUGGAUGAAUGUGCCAACUGGGGAAAUUUCUGCCCGCAAAGCUGUGUCAACGUUAAGGGUUCGUUCAAGUGCCAGUGUCACCCCGGCUUCACCGAUCCACAAAACAGAGGGACAGAGUGCAAGUCUGAAGAGCGUAAGUUUGUGAUACUGUUCACUGUGGGUGACGAGGUCCGCCAGUACCGUUCAAAAGCCAAGGACUACAGUUCAGAGGUCAGCUCUGGGGUCAGGGCUGCUGCCAUCGACAUCGACGCGGACAGGCGUCUGGUUUACUGGACUGACACUAACCUGGGGAAGAUCUACAGAGCCUCAAUCCCACGUGACGAGAAGAAAAAGGCAGUGGCCCAGGAUCUGGAGAUCUACAACUCCUACCACCCUGAAGGACUUAGCGUGGACUGGGCAGCUAAAAACAUCUACUGGACAGACUCCAAUUCUCGAACGAUAUCAGUCGCCAACGCUGAUGGGUUCUACAAAAAGGUUCUGAUCUAUAAAGACCUGCGCUACCCAAGAGCCAUUGCAGUACAUCCAGGCACAGGCUACAUGUACUGGACUGACGCCAGCGUUUCCCGGCCUCGUAUUGAGCGUGCUUGGAUGAACGGCGAGCACCGGUCAGUCCUUGUGUCCACUCGCUUAGGUGUACCCAGUGGCAUCACCAUUGACUUCUACAUGGGAGGUCGUGUGUACUGGUGCGACAGCAAGGAGAAUCUCAUCGAGUCAAUGAAGCCCGAUGGGACAGAUCGUGUAGUUGUGACGGCCACGGCGGCUUACAACCCGGUAGCACUAGAUGUGUUUGAGGGCCAGAUGUACUGGCUGUCCGAGGCCCUGGGUCAGCUGUCCAGCAUGGACAAGUUUGGCCGGCAGAGCAACAAGACUAUUCAGACUGGACUCCAGAUGCCCAAAGGAGUGAAAGUACUGCACAUCAACAGAUAUAACAUCUCCAUCAAGUCAGAGUGCAGGAACAUGGAGUGUUCCCACCUGUGCCUUGUCAUCCCUGGGGGUGCGAAAUGUGCGUGCCCGGAAGGAGCUGGCUUCGUACAAGGCACGGGUGAAACUGUGUGUGAUGCGGCUCGAUCCGGACAAACUAAACCGAUGCCAUGGGAGGACUGUCGGUGUCUAAAUGGUGGAACCUGCUCACAGGAAGAUAACCAAGUACAGUCAACCUGUAUCUGUCCACCCGAGUUCUCCGGUGAGUUGUGCGAGUUCAGGACCAGUGGCAACGGUUCUUUGCCCUCCCAGGUAGUGGAUGAUGGGCCAUCUACUGCUGGUGUUGAAGACCACAUUGCCAUUGUUGUGCCUAUUGUGAUUGGUGUGCUUGCCAUUAUCAUCAUAGUCCUAGUCGUCGUCAUUUUGCGGAGGCGAGGAGUUGACUUCAAUUUCAAGAAGUUGAUGAGCAGCAAACAGAGGCCUUCCUCGCCCACGGUGUCCUUCAAGGAUGGCAAUGAGGUCAAACUGGGCGUGCCGGACAUGACCUAUGAUGGGCAAGGUCGGGAAGAAAUGCAGCCGAGCUCCCCCGACUUGCCCACAAACUUCAGCAACCCUGUGUACGACAGCCUGCACGGACCCCCCGCCGACUCAGUGGUCCUGCCAAGCCACGGGCCACACUACGAGUCAAGCACUGACCCCGCCCCCAGCCACGCCGUGGUGAAGACAGAGUCACCUAAAACAGGAGCCGCGCCCCCACCGCCAGUCCCCGCCCCUCGUGGCGCCACCUCCUCCCCGAGGGAGUUCAGAAUGAUGACGCCACGGGCGUUAGAUCCCAAUUUGGACGAAGAUGAAAGAGACAUUGCCGGGCUGGUGAAAUCUGGAGACCUCUGACAGGAAUGAUGAGAUUAUUAUAACUGAGACUGAGACCAUUUGUCCUGUUCCCGAGACAGCUGAAAAGACCCGUAACGUAACGCGUCUGAAAAAGAAUAUUAUGUGUGCAUUUUGAAUAGCAAAACUAUGAAUAAUCACAUGCCUCUCUCCCACAACUGGCAACUAAGAACUGUCCAGGGGUGCUGUAUGAGCAUGUGAAGGGAAGUGUGUGCACAUAAAUAAGCGGCUUUGCUUUAAAAAAAAAAGUGUUUCGAGAGAGUGCGUACGCCACAGUAGGUGUAAGAAAUUGAAAAACAGAGAGAGAGUGAAACAGACGGAGUGAGAGAGAGAGAGAGAGAGAGAGAGAGAGAGAGAGAGAGAGAGAGAGAGAGAGAUAUAUAUAAAUAAAGAAAUAAAGAGAGGAUGUGUCAGGGCUUGUCAGGUUCCCUGAAUCUGAUUCUGAUAAAGCAAUAAAAACAUAAAAGGAAACAAACUUCUAUCAAUGCAGAGGUAGUGAGCAAGCUGCAUAACACCAUGGUUAACCCUACACCAAAUCAAUUUGCUUUCGUGUAUAAAGAUACUGUUUUACAGAGCAUGGAUUUGGACGUAUCGCCCGCAAAUCCUCAGUAACCAGUUCAUAUUUUGCACACACUUAUUUACAAUAAUUAAAAAUAUCUUAGGAAGUUUUUCUAGAUUUUUUAAUGUAGAAAAUAUUGCUGACCCUGAAAAAUACCUCUAGUCAUAAUACAUUGUACCUGCAUCUUCUCGAUUGACAGCAGCAAUGAAUAUGUACAUGUAUCACGUUGUCAGUUCAAACUUUGUUUUCAUUUAGUUGGCAUCAUAUCAACUGUACUGUUAUGCUAUUGCUUGUGACUUCAAUACAUUCCGCAAUGUCAUGGAUUCGCUGCCACAUGUUUGUAAACUUCUAAAUUAAGCUACGUGUGUUCAGAGUAAAGGAGGGUGUCACCUGCACACAUCAAAGUAAAAGAAAGCUUACUUUUUCGACUCUACUUUUCUCUAACAAAAUGGAGAGCUGAAUUACACAGACACAUGAAUGACAUUUUCUUAUACACCACAGCCUUUAAACAAAAUUUUUUUUUAUUUACACCACCACAGUGCCUUGACAUUUUACACUGAAAUAAAGAAUGCGAAAUAGA